CUUCCGCUCUGAAACGUUUCCGGUUUGGUGCUAUCCAUGCGACCAACGCUGUAUUACAGACGGUUAUUUUUCAAUAGCAACACAACCGAAAACACAGUUAAAAAUGUUCAAAUUGGAGGGACUCGGCCCUAAAAUGGACCCAGAGGAGAUGAAGAAGAAAAUGCGACAAGAUGUCAUCUCAUCUUUACGGAACUUUCUUAUUUACGUCGCUCUGCUGAGAGCCACCCCAUAUGUGUUAAAGAAGUUGGACAGCAUAUGAGCAGCUGCUCCUCCAUGGUCCUUCCCUCCAUCCUCAUCCACCCAAAGAGUCUCCUGCAUCAGCAACAGUGAGGACCUCCACAUGCAGUCAUCUUGAACUGUUACAGCAUCACUGUGGAAAAUGACCAGUGCUUCUCCAUCACAGCACCAGACAUCCCAGCUGUUCUCAGUUUCAGUUUUUUUUUUCAUGUUGUAUACUUUGUUCUGCCCUUUUUUUAAAUUUAACAUUGUAUAAUAUCGGUUAAAUGCUGAGUUUGUAUUUGAGUGAGUUUGUCACAAUAAAUGAGGUUGUCGCAGUAAAUGAAACAAUGUUGGUUUAGUUGGUUUAGAAGUUAAGAUGUUCAGCUUUUGCAGUUUGAGAGAUGCUUUGCAUGAAUUUCAGUUAACUGUCUGUUUUGACAUGUUAUUUCGACUGCCACAGAUCCUAAAUUAAAAUGAUAAAGCAGUGGAAGGUGGUCAGUAGAAUAAAAAGUUGAAGACAUUUUUAUUCCCAAUAUACUCUCGAGAAACACUUCUAAGUAAACGUUAACCUUUCCUCUUUGAACAAUUAAUUUAAGAAUCUACUUGGUCUUAGAUUACCUCUAAUCCCUUUUGCAACUGGUUUUUUAGUUUUGUGUCGAAUAAGCUUAUUUAAGCCAA
Melanotaenia boesemani (Boeseman's rainbowfish) is the source of this 897-nucleotide messenger RNA. It is a transcript of the gene tomm5, whose product is annotated as translocase of outer mitochondrial membrane 5 homolog (yeast). Gene Ontology annotation, cellular component: mitochondrial outer membrane translocase complex. The transcript is spliced from 2 exons. Lineage: Eukaryota; Metazoa; Chordata; Actinopteri; Atheriniformes; Melanotaeniidae. The coding region runs from base 104 to 259 and encodes 51 amino acids. The record is from RefSeq and is a predicted model, not a curated record.